Messenger RNA from Aspergillus ibericus CBS 121593, 1527 nucleotides. RefSeq names its product MFS general substrate transporter. Gene Ontology annotation, cellular component: membrane. NCBI's taxonomy places the organism in Eukaryota, Fungi, Ascomycota, Eurotiomycetes, Eurotiales, Aspergillaceae. Gene Ontology annotation, molecular function: transmembrane transporter activity. The record is from RefSeq and is a predicted model, not a curated record. The transcript has 10 exons. The coding region runs from base 1 to 1527 and encodes 508 amino acids. Gene Ontology annotation, biological process: transmembrane transport.
AUGGAUAAUGCCAAGGUCUCCGGGAGCGAACAUGUUGAGUUCCACAAUAUGGGGGACAACCCGAAAGAUCUUGGUUCUGGCACAGUACCAGCAUCUUUGUCGGACUUGACGCCGGAGGAAUUACUGCAACGGGAGAAGAAGCUGGUCAGGAAGAUCGAUAUCAGACUGCUUAUUAUGAUGUUGGUCAUGUAUAUCCUGAACUACUUGGAUCGCAACAACAUUGCAGCAGCAAAGUUAGCCGGUCUGCAAAAGGAUUUGAACCUCACAGGCGACGAGUACCAGGUGUGUGUCAGUAUCCUGUUUGUCGGGUAUCUUCUCAUGCAAGUUCCGUCAAACAUGAUUCUCAACAAGCUCGGUAAACCUUCAAUCUAUCUGCCGGGGUGUAUGGUAGUGUGGGGUGUCAUCUCGUGUUGCACUGCUGCCACGAAAGAUUUUGCCGGCUUGGUCGUGGUUCGAUUCUUUCUCGGAUUCGUCGAGGCGGCAUACUUUCCCGGCUGUCUUUAUCUUCUGUCGGCAUGGUAUACCCGGAAAGAAUUGGUCAAACGGACGGCAUUGCUAUACGCAGGCUCACUGAUUUCGGGUGCAUUCUCUGGCUUGAUCUCUGCUGGGAUCACGAGUGGCUUAAACGGCGCACGGGGUAUCGCAGCCUGGAGAUGGCUUUUUAUUAUUGAGGGAUCGCUAACGAUCUUCGCGGCUCUGAUCGCAUUUUUUAUUGUUCCUGAUCUGCCCAGAACGACUUCGUGGCUGACCACCGACGAGAAAGUUCUCGCGGCAUGGAGACUUGAAAAGGACAUUGGUGAAGAUGAUUGGGUAGAUAACGAACAUCAAAGCAUGUUCAACGGUGCAAAGCUUGCCUUCAAGGACCCAAAGACUUGGCUGUUGCUUGGUGUCAUAUACGGUUGCACUUCCGCUGGAUCAGUAACAACCUUCUUUCCCAGUGUGAUGGCUGGACUUGGCCGGAACAACAUUGAUACCUUGCUUCUUACCACACCUCCAUAUCUCAUCGGCACACUCGUCGUGUUGGUCCAUGCCUGGCAUGCGGACCGAACAGGCGAACGAUACCUCCAUAUUUGUCUUCCGCCUAUCAUUGCGAUUGUAUCGUUCAUCCUGGCGAUGGCUGGGAAUAACUUCGCCGCUCGAUAUGUCGCGAUGUGCAUCAUGCUUGGUAGCAUUUAUUCGGGCUACGUCGUGGCCCUAGGGUACAUCUCAAACAUCCUGCCACGCCCGGCAGCAAAACGAGCCGCUGCCUUGGCUCUUAUCAACUGCCUUAGUAACGUGUGUCAGAUUUAUACACCUUACCUUUACCCCGACUCUGCGUCACCGCGUUAUAUCAUCGCAUUCAGUAUUAACAUCGGCAUGCUUUCCAUGACAAUUAUAGUUUCCACCAUCCUUCGCAUAUAUCUGGGUAGAUUGAACAAGAAACUCGAUGAAUUAGAUGGUGUCGACCUUGCCACACAGGCGCGUGAUAAUGAAGAACAUGGUCUGCCUGGCGUGGCAGUGAGAGAGGGGUUCCGGUUCUUGCUCUAA